Molecule: messenger RNA, 3177 nt
Organism: Cercocebus atys (sooty mangabey)
Lineage: Eukaryota; Metazoa; Chordata; Mammalia; Primates; Cercopithecidae
Gene: UBQLN3
Product: ubiquilin 3
Exons: 2
Coding region: 919-2886 (655 amino acids)
Biological process (GO): ubiquitin-dependent protein catabolic process
Cellular component (GO): cytosol
Molecular function (GO): polyubiquitin modification-dependent protein binding
Source: RefSeq, a predicted model, not a curated record
UCUCUCUCUUUUUUUCUACCUUAUUGUUUUAUUUUUUCUCAGUUUCCUUUGCCAAAUUCUUCUGAUCUUCCAGAUUUCUAAAUGUUAUAGAGCCACAAAACUCAGAUUUUAAAAUCUCUAUCAUUUUGCCUGUAUGCACUAACUAGCUAAUCUAAACCAGUCCAUGAUGUUAAGCACCCUUUGAAUGCUAAUAAACUCUGGACUUAUAAUAUUCAACUACCCUUGUACAUCUCCAUUUGUAUGUAAAAUAGACAUCUCAAAUGUAUGUAAAACUGUUUAACAACCUGCUGAUUUAGAGAAAGUGCUUAUUCCCAAUCUUUAUCUUAGUAAAUAUUCAGUCCUUUGAGUUCCUUUGGAGGAUAACGAUUUCUUUUGAAGUAAAAAAAAAAAAAAAAUUAUGUCAUGCUUGACUCCUCCCUUAUGCCCCAAAUCCCAUCCAUCAGCAAAUCAAUACUUUGAAAAUACGUAAAGAAUUCAUGGUUAAUGUUGAAUAAGACAGAAAAGUGGGACAUAGGAUACUAGGAAGAAGCCCCUGGACCAGGAAGUAGCUGAAUGAGGGUCUGAAUGGAGACAGAGAGGACUGAGAGAUGUUUUAUAAUGUUCCAAUCCCAGUCUGAGCCUCCACAGAAGUCUCCACAGGAAGGCACUUGAGGUGGAAGAAGGUAGAAGUGGUAAAAGAUGGGAGAACAAGAGUUCCCAGGGAUCCAGAGCUCGUUAGAGAAGUCUCAAGAACUUUCUGAUUGAGGCUGUGACGUCAGCACUGAGGUCACAGAAGGGACCUGAUAGUGCGGGUUCUGACCCAGAAGGCCACAGGGGUGGCUGUGUAGCAAGAUGAGGGAGGUUUGGAGCCUUGCAUAAAGAGGACGGGACCACAGCUGACUGCUGUGUCCCCACAGACCUGGGCCUCCUGCUGCCACCAUGGCCAAAGGUGGAGAAGCCCUGCCACAGGGCAGCCCAGCACCAGUCCGGGAUCCCCACCUCAUCAAGGUGACAGUGAAGACGCCCAAAGACAAGGAGGAUUUCUCAGUUACAGACUCAUGCACCAUCCAGCAGCUGAAGGAAGAGAUAUCUCAGCGCUUUAAGGCCCACCCUGAUCAGCUUGUUCUAAUCUUUGCUGGCAAAAUCCUCAAGGAUCCUGACUCACUGGCACAGUGUGGAGUGCGAGAUGGCCUUACUGUCCACCUGGUCAUCAAGAUGCAGCGCCGUGCCAUGGGCAGUGAGUGCCCAGCUGCCUCUGUCCCUACCCAGGGCCCAAGUCCUGGAUCACUCCCUCAGCCAAGCUCCAUUUACCCAGCAGAUGGGCCCCCUGCCUUCAGCUUAGGUCUCCUCACAGGCCUCAAUGGGCUGGGCUUGACCUAUCGUGGCUUCCCUGACCAGCCAAGCUCACUAAUGCGGCAGCAUGUGUCUGUGCCUGAGUUUGUGGCUCAGCUCAUUGAUGACCCCUUCAUCCAGGGUCUGCUGUCCAACACAGGCCUGGUACGCCAGCUGGUUCUUGACAACCCCCAUAUGCAGCAGCUAAUCCAGCACAACCCUGAGAUUGGGCAUAUUCUCAACAACCCUGAAAUUAUGCGGCAGACACUGGAGUUUUUACGUAACCCUGCCAUGAUGCAGGAGAUGAUACGUAGCCAGGACCGGGUGCUCAGUAACUUGGAGAGCAUUCCUGGUGGCUACAAUGUGCUUCGCACUAUGUACACAGAUAUUAUGGACCCGAUGCUUAAUGCAGUCCAGGAGCAGUUUGGUGGCAAUCCCUUUGCCACUGCCACUACCGAUAAUGCCACCACCACCACAAGCCAACCUUCAAGGAUGGAGAAUUGUGACCCUCUCCCCAACCCCUGGACUUCUACACAUGGAGGCUCAGGUAGCAGGCAACAAAGGCAGGAUGGGGAUCAGGAUGCAGCUGACAUCAGAAAUAGGUUUCCAAACUUUCUGGGUAUUAUAGGACUCUAUGACUAUCUCCAGCAAUUACACGAGAACCCCCAGUCCCUAGGAACUUAUCUACAGGGGACAGCAUCUGCCCUCAGCCAAAGCCAGGAACGACCACCACCAGUAAACAGAGUUCCCCCAUUGUCACCCUCAUCUCAGGAGCCUAGGUCAGGCCAGCCUCUCCCCAAGGAGUCAGUAGCAAUCAAGGGAAGGUCCUCCUGCCCAGCUUUUCUGAGAUAUCCCACAGAGAAUGGUACUGGAAAAGGUGGAGACCAAGAUGGUGCAGGGAAAAGCCCUACUGGACAUAGUACAAACUUGCCUGAUCUUGUCUCAGGGCUGGGAGAUUCUGCCAACAGGGUUCCAUUUGUUCCCUUAUCCUCUUCCCCCACGGCAGCCAUUCCUGGAAUCCCUGAGCCUCCCUGGCUGCCAUCCCCACCUUAUCCAAGAUCUCUGAGGCCAGAUGGCAUGAAUCCGGCUCCACAGUUACAGGAUGAGAUACAACCACAGCUGCCACUGCUGAUGCACCUUCAGGCAGCCAUGGCAAACCCCCGUGCCAUGCAAGCCCUGCGGCAGAUUGAGCAGGGUCUGCAGGUCCUAGCUACUGAAGCACCUCGCCUCCUACUCUGGUUCAUGCCUUGCCUAGCAGGGAUGGGUAGUGUGGCAGGAGGUAUACAGUCUAGAGAAGAUCCCCUUAUGUCUGAGGAUCCUCUCCCAAAUCCACCUCCUGAGGUGUUCCCAGCACUGGACUCUGCAGAGCUGGGCUUCCAUUCCCCUCCCUUUCUCCAUAUGCUGCAAGAUUUAGUUAGUACAAAUCCCCAGCAGCUGCAGCCUGAGGCUCACUUUCAGGUGCAGCUGGAGCAACUACGGUCCAUGGGCUUUCUAAAUCGUGAAGCCAAUCUACAGGCCCUCAUUGCUACGGGGGGCGAUGUGGAUGCUGCUGCGGAGAAGCUGAGACAGUCAUAGGCGUCUUAGUCAUUCAGACCAUACAUUUUCCUCUGUGCCUUUUUCCCAUAUCCUAUUUCCCUAGCUCUCCCAUUUUUGAAUACAGCUGCAUUAUAAACAAAAUUUACUAUGAUGCCCUUUACUGUGGAGGCAAUGUUGUUCCAGAGUCAACGAGGAAGACUAAUUGCCAAAACAUAGUGGAGGCACUGUGUAUGAGUCAACCACUUGUACCACUAUACCAUCGGGGGGCCCCGGUCUGAGCUCUGCUUAUGCCUAUCUUGAGAUGCAAUUACACCCAAUUUCCAAUGUGAA